This is a messenger RNA of Dibothriocephalus latus, 321 nucleotides long. The record is from the annotation of a GenBank genome assembly. Lineage: Eukaryota; Metazoa; Platyhelminthes; Cestoda; Diphyllobothriidea; Diphyllobothriidae.
AUGAGGGUUGAAGAAACACCAUGCAUAUGUCUUAAGAAAGACCCAGGCGCCUGUGACGAGAAACCCUACUUCAUGCGCAAAGACCUCAAUGAGAAAUUGGAGUCCUUUUUCCUGGAGAUGGUGGUUCAUGCCUGUGAGAGCUAUGAUGAUGACGAAUUACAACUCAGCACAUCCAUUAAGCAGUGCCUGGAUCACAAGUUUGGCCCUGAGUGGCAUGUGAUCGUGGGAGAAACUUUUGGCAGCCACUUCGAAGCUCAGCCAAAUAGCUAUGCCUACAUCAAGUACAAGGGACGUUGCUUCCUCAUGUUCCGGUGUGCUUAA